This is a messenger RNA of Rhincodon typus (whale shark), 3941 nucleotides long. It is a transcript of the gene mybpc3, whose product is annotated as myosin binding protein C3. The record is from RefSeq and is a predicted model, not a curated record. Gene Ontology annotation, molecular function: protein binding. NCBI's taxonomy places the organism in Eukaryota, Metazoa, Chordata, Chondrichthyes, Orectolobiformes, Rhincodontidae. The coding region runs from base 1 to 3495 and encodes 1164 amino acids. The transcript is spliced from 29 exons.
AUGCCAGAAGCCGGGAGAAAGCCGGCUCCCUCCUUCACGAAGAAGCCACGGAGCACAGUGUUCAACGUGGGCAGUGAUGCCACAUUCACGGCGGAGACAGAGAAAGGGGUGGCAAAGGUGAGAUGGCAGCGGCAUGGUGCGGACAUGGCAGCGAGUGAGCGAUGGACCAUCAGUUCAGAAGGCACCAAGCACACCCUAACCAUCCAUGCAGUGAGCAGCCUUGACAGCGGAGUCUACACAGUCAUUGCGGGAAGCUCAAAGGUCAAAUUUGAGCUGAAGGUCAAGGAGCCAGAGGACAGUGGAUGUGGCUCAUUACCUCCAGGGGAAGCAGAACAAAAACCGACAAGAGAUGCACAGACAGCCUCUGUCACCGGGAAUGUUUCAUCAACAGCCAGCAGAGAGGCAGCAGCUGGAGAGCUGAGCGGACAGAAGGUUCCAGAAUCUCACAGCACGGAUCAGGAAGUGUGUGACAGCGAGAAAGUUCCAGCGUCUUCUGGAACAGCCCUGAAGAGGGGCAGUGUCGAGGGGGCAUCUUCCCAAGCUGGUGUUCCCUUGUUUCUGGAAAGACCCCAGUCUGGGACAGUGACUGUCGUGUUUCUAGUUCGCUUGGGUUUUGAAAUUAGCACCGAUGGGGGAGAAGAAGCUGGUGAACUGGACUUCAGUGGACUCCUCAAGAAGAGGGAUGUGAAGGUGGAGGAAGGGCCAAAGAUUGAUGUUUGGGAGAUUCUCCAGAAUGCUCCGCCCUCUCAGUAUGAGAAGAUAGCUUUCCAGUAUGGAAUCACAGACCUGCGUGGGAUGCUCAAGCGUCUGAAACGAAUGAGGAAGGAUGAGAAGAAAGGCACAGCCUUCCUGACCAAGUUAGCUGGGGCCUACCAGGUGGACAAGAGCCAGAAGCUGAAGCUGAUGGUGGAAGUGGCCAAUCCAGAUGCAGAGGUGAAGUGGCUGAAGAAUGGCCAAGAGCUGCAUCCCAGUGGCAGUAAGUUUAUCUUUGAGAACAUUGGUUACAAGCGGAUGCUGACGAUUAACCACUGCUCACUGGCUGAUGAUGCAGCUUAUCAGUGUGUGCUGGGAGACGAGAAGACUAUCACAGAGCUCUUUGUCAGAGAGCCCCCGGUGCUGAUCACUCACUCCCUUGAGGAUCAGGUGGUAAUGGUGGGCCAGAGAGUGGAGUUUGAGCUCGAGGUGUCUGAGGAAGGGGCUCUUGUCAAGUGGGAACGGAACGGCCAGGAGCUGAGACGGGAGGAGACUUUCAAAUACCGGUUCAAAAAAGAUGGCAAAAAACAUGUUCUGUUCAUCAACGAGGCCACCAAAGAGGAUGCUGGUCACUACACUGCCAAAACCAAUGGAGACCAGUCUGUGGCUGAGCUCCUGGUCCAAGAGAAACAGCUGGAGGUUUAUCAGGAUAUUGCAGAUCUGACAGUGAAGGCUGAGGAACAGGCUGUCUUCAAGUGUGAAGUGUCUGAUGAGGAAGUCAAAGGGACGUGGCUUAAGAAUGGUGUGGAAGUUGUUCCCAGUGACAGAAUGCAAAUCACACACAUUGGCAGAAUCCACAAACUAGUGAUUGAUAAUGUGAGACCUGAAGAUGAAGGCGAUUACACCUUUGUACCUGAGGGCUUUGCCUUCAACCUCUCAGCCAAGCUGAACUUUCUGGAGGUUAAAAUUGACUACGUGCCCCGGCAAGAUCCCCCCAAAAUCCACCUGGACUGUUUUGGCAGAAUUCCUGAUGCCACAAUCAUUGUUGUGGCUGGGAACAAGCUACGGCUGGAUGUGCCCAUCACUGGAGACCCAGACCCUACUGUCAUCUGGACUAAGGCUGACCAGGUGAUCACAGAGCUGGAUGGACGUGUCUACAUUGAGAAACACCCUGACCACUGCGUGUUCAUUGUGGAGGGAGCAGAGCGAUGUGAUCAAGGUGUCUACACCGUGCUAGUGAAGAACCCAGCAGGGGAAGAUCGAGCUGAUAUUACUGUCAAAGUGGUUGAUGUCCCAGAUCCCCCUGAUGCUCCGCGAGUCCUCAGUGUUGGUGAGGACUGCUGUACGAUCCAAUGGGAGCCCCCAGCAUUUGAUGGAGGUCAACCUGUGCUGGGAUACGUGCUGGAAAGGAAGAAGAAGAACAGUUAUCGGUGGAUGAGGCUGAACUUUGACCUGUGGAAGGAGACGACAUACGAGGCGAAGCGAAUGAUUGAAGGGGUUGUCUAUGAGAUGAGAGUCUAUGCUGUCAACUCGAUUGGCAUGUCGCGGCACAGCCAGGCAUCCAGACCCUUCGUACCAAUUGCUCCCACUAGUGAGCCCACUAAUCUGACUGUGGAGAAUGUAAGUGACACAACCAUCUCUCUUAAGUGGAGAGCUCCAGAGAAGGUGGGAGCAGCUGGAUUGGAUGGAUACCUGGUGGAGUAUUGUAAGGAGGGAUCAAAUGACUGGCUACCUGCUCAGCAAGGACUCACUGAUCGUAACUCCAUCCUUAUCCGUGACCUGCCCACGGGGGAGAGGAUGCAUUUCCGAGUGAGAGCCAUCAACAUGGCAGGACCGAGUGCUGCAGCCUCACUGAGCCAGGCUGUCACCAUCCGGGAAAUAGUCCAGCAGCCCAGGAUCUGCCUGCCUCGCAACCUCCGACAGAAGGUGCUGAAAGUGGUGGGAGAGACAGUGAACCUCAUGAUCGCCUUCCAGGGCAAGCCCAGACCAGAGGUCAGCUGGCUGAAAGAUGGACAGCCUCUCAAUCUGCAGAACAUCACAGUCCGUAACAGUGACAGCGACACCAUUCUGUUUAUCCGCAGUGCGGAGCGUGGACAUUCAGGAAUCUACCAAUUGAAGGUAGAAGUUGAGAGCGCCCAGGACACAGCCAGUAUCCACAUCCAGGUCAUAGACAGGCCAGGACCCCCUGUCGCUGUGAAGAUCCGCGAGGUGUGGGGUUUGAAUGUGGCUCUGUCCUGGCUACCCCCCAAGGAUGAUGGCAACUGUGAGAUCACUGGGUACACCAUCCAGAAGGCUGACAAGAAGACCAUGGAGUGGUUCGUGGUGUACGAACGCUGUCGACGGACUGAGUGCUCAGUGUCGGAGCUGGUCAUGGGAAAUGAGUAUUUCUUCAGGGUUUUCACAGAGAAUCUGUGUGGUCUGAGUAAGGAGGCUGCUCAGUCUAAGGACAGUGUCUACAUCCAGAAGCCAGGGAGACAGUACAAACCACCCAGCUACAAGGAGCCUGACUUCACUGAGCCCCCCAAGUUCACCCGACCCUUGAUCGAUCGCUCAGUAAUUUGUGGGUACAACGCCACACUGAGCUGUGCUCUGCGAGGAACACCCAAGCCCAAGGUGGUGUGGUGUAAGAACCAGCUGGACCUAUCUGGUGACCCGCGAUACAGGAUGUUCAGUAACCAAGGAGUACUGACCCUGGAGAUCCGCAAACCGAGCCCCUUCGAUGCUGGAAUCUACAGCUGCCUGGCUAGCAACCCCCUGGGAGAGGCCAGGAGUGAUUGCAAGCUGGAGGUCCGAGUGCCAUAGUAGCCUACCACAGGUCUCCAGCAGGCAUUGGAGAUUUCAGGCCUGGGUUCACCGGCUAAGGAUACAGAGGAAGACAAUCACCCCAACAUGAAGGCUGAAGUAUUGGAGAGGACGGAGAUGGUGAACCUCAGCCAAGUGUUCAGUCUCCAGGUUUUCGAUCUCUGAUUGGAGUUAUAGCGUUCCUACCAGACGUCCAAAGCCACCCGGCUCUGAAGUUCUCUCUCUCGUGUGUGUGUGUGUGUGGGCGCAUUUUUAGUCAACCUGAGGCUCUGAUAUCACCCAGUUGUGUCAUGGUUUUAUUCUUGAGUAUGCUCCUUCUCUUGCAGUUACCCAGAACCUUCUGAGUGUGAUUGCACAGAGAGUGACCAUUAAAGGACAUCACCCUCUGUUCCUCCCUGUUCCCAGGACGAUGUGUGUCCAGUUGCACUGUGUGUGUAAUGAUUUGU